CACACGAAGGACACAGACUUUUCUCUUUCUCAUCUUCAUCUCUCUCUUGUUUCUCUCUCUAGAAACUUUCUCUCUCUAGAAAAAUCAAAGCAAUGGCUGCUGAAGUUAGUUCUCUAAUUCGUGUGCUUGGUGGUGGUGGUAAUGGAUACAAAGAUGAACAACAUCGAACGGUGGGAAAUGAAUCUCAUGGUGAGAAAUCAACGGCUCUGAUUACAAGAGACUUACUUGGUGGGUCCGGAAAUGAAUCCCAAGAAUUAGAUCUUGAUUUGCAGGUUCCUACUGGCUGGGAAAAACGUCUUGACCUUCAGUCAGGGAAAGUGUAUAUUCAGAGGUGUAACACAUUACCAUCUUCACCAAUUUCUGAAAUGAAAUCAACUGCACCAAAAUUUCAAGACCUAAAUUUCCCAUCAUCGCAACAAUCAAAUGUUGCGUUGAAUUUAUUCGAUGAAACAAGUUUAGACCUGAAACUCGUUUCAUCGACUUUACCAUCGAACAAUUACCAAAGUGUGUGCACACUAGACAAAGUGAAGUCGGCCUUAGAAAGAGCUGAAAAGGAACCGUUAAGGAAAAGAGCAUCGUUUUUGAAAUCGUCGAUUUCAACAACAUCGCCUUCUUCAUAUUCAUCUUCUUCAUCUUCAAUCAGAGAAACAACAAAUCAUAGAGAGGAAGAAGAAAGCGAAGAGAAAAUGGUUUCGUCACCAAUGGCUGCGGGGUGUCCGGGAUGUUUAUCAUAUGUUUUGAUAAUGAAGAAUAAUCCUAAGUGUCCUAGGUGUAAUUCGGUUGUUCCAAUUCCAAUCAUGAAGAAACCUAGGAUUGAUCUUAAUAUUUCGAUUUGAUUAAUAGUUGAUUAAGGAUAAUUGGUGAUUAAUUAUUACCUACAUUUUUAUUAUAAUUUUUCUUUUUACUUUUUUGUAAAUUGAAUGAUAGAUAAAUUUAGGUGGUUUAAGGAUAGGAUCAAUUUUAAGGGUGUUGGCCAGGGGGUUUAUGUAUAUUGAAAAGUUACUGCAGUUUACUAGAGAAUCUAAUGGAAAUUUUUUCAAUUUCUACUUUUUA
Molecule: messenger RNA, 1053 nt
Organism: Vicia villosa (hairy vetch)
Lineage: Eukaryota; Viridiplantae; Streptophyta; Magnoliopsida; Fabales; Fabaceae
Exons: 2
Coding region: 93-836 (247 amino acids)
Source: RefSeq, a predicted model, not a curated record